Messenger RNA from Stomoxys calcitrans (stable fly), 2055 nucleotides. Its product is annotated as paternally-expressed gene 3 protein. Gene Ontology annotation, cellular component: RNA polymerase II transcription regulator complex. Gene Ontology annotation, molecular function: transcription coactivator activity. The record is from RefSeq and is a predicted model, not a curated record. The transcript is spliced from 2 exons. The coding region runs from base 1 to 2055 and encodes 684 amino acids. Gene Ontology annotation, biological process: positive regulation of transcription by RNA polymerase II. Lineage: Eukaryota; Metazoa; Arthropoda; Insecta; Diptera; Muscidae.
AUGGUACUGAAACGAUUAACCCGCCAAUAUCUGGUAGUUAGAGUAAACGCUUUAUGUGUAGGUGCGAAACUCUUCGUCGUUGUUGGUUUAUUUGCUUUGGCCACAUUGGCUGCCGCCGAUGUCAGCCAUUUGGGUAAAUACAAUUAUCCAGCUCCAUCAUCUGGCUCCAGUUCCACCGAGGUGGCUACCUAUGCUCCUCAGCAUGCCCAAAGCUACAGCCAGUCCACCUCCCAGUCUCAGGCUCAAGUUGAGUCGAUCAGACCUUCGGUGCCCAUUGCCAGCUUCUCGGUGCAACAGACCAGUGUAGAUAGUUACUCAACUGCUCAAUCCAGCUCCUCUGGAUCCUACAGUGCUGCUGCACAACAACAAAGUUACUCAGCUCCUGCCUCUUCCGGUGGCACCCACAAUGCCUAUCUCCCACCUGCUCAGGAACAAAGCUACAGUGCUCCCGAACCUCAACAAUCCUAUGAAGCUCCAGCCCCAGCUCCACAACAGAGUUACUCUGCCCCAGCUCAACAAUCUUACUCUGCCCCUGCCCCAGCUCCACAACAAAGCUACUCUGCCCCAGCUCAACAAUCUUACUCUGCCCCUGCCCCAGCUCCAGUGCAACAAUCCUAUGCUGCCCCAGCUCAACAAUCUUACUCCGCUCCUGCUCCAGCUCCAGUGCAACAAUCUUACUCUGCCCCUGCUGCUGCUGCCCCAGCUCAACAAACCUAUGCUUCCUCUCCUGCCGGUUCUUAUAACUACCAAGCUCCAGCUCCUGCCCAACAAUCUUACUCUGCCCCAGCUGCCGCUGCUCCAGCUCCAGCCCAACAAUCCUACUCGGCUCCAGCUCAACAAUCCUACUCGGCUCCAGCUCAACAAUCCUACUCUGCCCCAGCUCAACAAUCCUACUCUGCCCCAGCUCCAGCCCAACAAUCCUACUCCGCCCCUGCUCCAGCCCAACAAUCCUACUCUGCUCCAGCUGCCGCUGCUCCAGCCCCAGUUCAACAAGCUUACUCUGCCCCAGCUCCAGCUCAAGGUGAUGAUGGUUCUUACAACUACCAACAACCUGCCCCCGUUCAACAAUCUUACUCUGCCCCAGCUCAGCAAAGCUACUCUGCCCCAGCUCAACAAAGCUACUCUGCCCCAGCUCAACAAAGCUACUCUGCCCCAGCUCAACAAUCCUACUCUGCUCCAGCUCAACAAUCCUACUCCGCCCCUGCUGCUGCCCCUGCACCAGUCCAACAAUCCUACUCUGCUCCAGCUGCUGCCCCAGCUCCAGCCCAACAAUCCUACUCUGCCCCUGCUCCAGCCCAAGGUGAUGAUGGCUCCUACAACUAUCAACAACCCGCCCCUGUGCAACAAUCUUACUCUGCCCCAGCCCCAGCUCCAGCUCAACAAUCCUACUCUGCCCCUGCUCCAGCCCAACAAUCCUACUCCGCUCCUGCUGCUGCCCCAGCUCCAGCCCAACAAUCCUACUCUGCUCCAGCUCAACAAUCUUACUCUGCUCCAGCUGCGCCUGCCCCAGCUCCAGUCCAACAAGCUUACUCUGCCCCAGCUCCAGCUCAAGGUGAUGAUGGUUCUUACAACUACCAACAACCUGCCCCCGUGCAACAAUCUUACUCUGCCCCAGCUCAACAGAGCUACUCUGCCCCAGCUGCUGCCCCAGCUCCAGCUCAACAGAGCUACUCUGCCCCUGCCGCUGCUCCAGCACCAGCUCAACAAUCUUACUCUGCCCCAGCUCAGCAGUCCUACUCUGCCCCAGCACCAGCACCCGUCCAACAAUCCUACUCUGCUCCAGCUGCCGCUCCUGCCCCAGCCCAACAAUCUUACUCUGCCCCAGCUGCUACCCAAGCUGAAGAUGGUUCUUACAACUACCAAGGCCCUGCUCCUGCUGCUCCAGUUCAGCAACAACAGUCAUACACUUCCCAAGCUUCUAGCGAAGGUCGUGCUGCUCAAGGCAAUCAAUACUCUGUGCCAGCUCCACAAAAAGUCAGCUUCCCCUCUUCAUCGAGCCAAGAUGUUGGUACCGUUUACGGCCAAAAUGGCGGUUAUGUCUAUAGCAAGUAUUAA